Staurois parvus is the source of this 275-nucleotide messenger RNA. Lineage: Eukaryota; Metazoa; Chordata; Amphibia; Anura; Ranidae. The record is from the annotation of a GenBank genome assembly.
UUAAAAAAAAAAAAAAAGAAAAGUAGACAAGUGAGAUAGUUUUCAAAUUGUAUCAUACAAGUGCAAUUGAUAAUUUUAUUACAAUGGAUAACAAAUCCUGCUUGUGCGCGCUCCCUGGGAGCGUGCAGCACCACGAUCCGGAGCCCGCUGUGUCCUCCGGACACAGUGAAACACCGAUCGUCGGACGGGACCUCUGUACGAGGUCCCGAUCAUGUGAUCACUGAUUGGCCAAUCAGUGAUCACAUGCAAAGUAGUAAGCAAGAUGUCACUUCUGA